AUCGUUGGUUGGCGCAGUGUUGAAGUACGUUACGCUCGUGCGUGAGGGUCGCUUGGUAACUUUUUGGAGGAUUUCCUUGUGACUUUCUUUGCGGAAAACGCACGUUUAAACCGAUGGAGGUUAACGGGUCAGACGCGGAGGGUGUUAAAUAUUAUCGUCUGUCAGAAGUGGAGGAGCGGAACUCUUUUAAAAGCACAUGGAUUAUCAUCCAUAAUAAAGUAUACGACGUCACGAAGUUUCUCGAGGAGCACCCUGGAGGAGAGGAGGUGUUACGAGAGCAGGCGGGUGGAGAUGCUACAGAGAGUUUCGAAGACGUCGGGCACUCCACAGAUGCCCGGGAGAUGGCCAGUUCUAUGCUUAUAGGAGAGCUUCAUCCAGAAGACCGAGACAAACUAGGCGGACCACCAGAAUCACUUGUAACAACUGUUCAAGAAACAACAAGCUGGUGGUCAAACUGGUUGAUACCCGCUAUCGCUGCAGUUAUCGUCACGUUGAUGUACCGUGUAUACACAGCAGAGGAGGCAUGAUGGGAUGCUUUUCCUUCUAUAAAUGCUGAACUACAAUGCCCAUUAUCUAUUUCAGGUUUUUCCAUAACUAUAAAGAUUUAUACUAAUGAAGGCAGUUAAUUGUGUUAGUUUCAAUGUUUUGUUGUCAUUUAUCCCUUGAGAUAUAAAUACAGAUGUUUCUUAAGAUAUAUGGAAGUAUAUUUUAGAUCUACUACAAGCAUUAUAAAUAUGUGUACUAAAGAUGAAGUCUUGAUUGUCAAAUGGUUUUGCUGUUGUGUACCACUUUUUCAGUCGCCCACAAUGAAAUGAGAUAUGUCGAAUAAGCUGUAUAUUACAACACAUAAACAUGUUUUGCACCUCAAAGAUA
Molecule: messenger RNA, 873 nt
Organism: Triplophysa dalaica
Lineage: Eukaryota; Metazoa; Chordata; Actinopteri; Cypriniformes; Nemacheilidae
Gene: cyb5a
Product: cytochrome b5
Exons: 5
Coding region: 114-527 (137 amino acids)
Cellular component (GO): intracellular membrane-bounded organelle; membrane
Molecular function (GO): heme binding
Source: RefSeq, a predicted model, not a curated record